AUGAAGCUUUGGAUUUUCAUUCUAUGCUCAAUUGUGGUUGCAUCCGAUCCUUUCCAGUCACAGCCUUCUUUUUCUUCAGUCAGAGGAUCUUGUCAGAGUCUGUGUUCCUGUGAAGAAAAGGAUGACACCAUGAUUAUCAACUGUGACAAAAGAGACAUCAAGAUGAUAUCAGAAAUAAACGUCCCACCAUCACGGCCUUUCCAUCUUAAUUUGUUAAACAAUGGUCUGAGUAUGUUACAUGUGAAUGAUUUUGCUGGCCUUGUUAAUGCUAUUUCUCUGCAUCUUGGUUUUAACAAUAUAGCAGAUAUUGAGCCUGGGGCUUUCAAUGGUCUCAGCCUUCUUAAGCAACUUCAUAUCAAUCACAAUUCUUUGGAAACACUUAAAGAAGAUACGUUUAAUGGAUUGGAAAAUUUGGAGUUUCUUCAAGCAGACAACAAUUUCAUCACAGUGAUUGAAGCAAGUGCCUUUAGCAAGCUCAACAGGCUUAAAGUGCUUAUUUUGAAUGAUAAUGCCAUUGAGUAUCUUCCUCCAAACAUAUUUCGUUUUGUGCCAUUGACCCAUUUAGAUCUGCGUGGAAACCAGUUGCAGACACUGCCCUAUGUUGGCUUUUUGGAACAUAUUGGAAGAAUACUAGACCUUCAGUUGGAAGACAAUAAAUGGGCCUGUAACUGUGAUUUGUUGCAGCUGAAGAUAUGGCUAGAAAACAUGCCUCCUCAGUCCAUAAUAGGUGAUGUUGUAUGCAAUAGCCCUUCAGUUAUCAAAGGCAGCAUAUUAAGCAGGCUGAAAAAAGAAUCUCUUUGUCCCACCCAUCCUGUUAAUGAACUUGAAGAUCCUUCAGGGUCACUGCCCUUGGUUGUAACCACCUCUAUCAACGAUAAUUAUCUAUCAACUAAGGUGAUUCCUCUCCUGAAAGCUCCUACUAAAGAACCAAGUUUAGUGCUUCAUACUUCCAAGCCUACUACAUUUCCAGGAAUCUCUUGUCCUGUCCCUUGUCACUGCACCAGCCAUAUGCUCUCAGGAGUUCUUAUGCACUGCCAGGAGCGAAAUAUUGAAAGCUUGUCUGAUUUAGGACCCCCUCCUCCAAACCCUAAAAAGCUUAUCCUAGCUGGAAACAUUAUUCAGACGCUAUUGAAAUCAGAUCUUGUGGACUAUGCCAGCCUGGAAAUGCUUCACCUGGGGAACAAUCGCAUUGAGAUCCUCGAGGAAGGUUCCUUUAUGAAUCUGACCAGACUACAGAAACUAUAUCUCAAUGGCAAUCAUCUUACAAAGCUAAGUCAAAAUCUCUUCCUUGGCCUUCAGCACCUUGAGUACUUGUACCUUGAAUAUAAUGCCAUCAAAGAAGUUUUGCCAGGGACAUUUAAUGUAAUGCCAAAACUGAAAGUUCUCUACCUAAAUAACAACCUUCUGCAGGCUUUGCCACCCCAUAUCUUUUCAGGUGUUCCCCUCACCAGACUAAAUCUGAAAACAAACCAAUUUGCUCAUUUGCCUGUGAGCAAUGUCUUGGAUGAACUGGAUAUGCUGGUACAAAUUGAACUUGAAGACAACCCUUGGGACUGUACUUGUGAUUCAGUUGGACUGCAAAAAUGGAUACAAAAAUUGAGUAAGAAUACCAUGAUGGGUGAUAUUUUUUGUAAAUCUCCCGGACACUUAGCAAAGAAAGAAUUGAAAUCCCUAAAGAGUGAAGUCUUGUGUCCAGGUUUAAUAAACAGCCCUCCCCUACCAACCCAUGCCAGUUUUGUAGUUGUGACAACUUCUUCUCCUACUGCCAACACCGCAGACACCAUCCUGCGGUCUCUUACAGAUGCUGUCCCACUUUCUGUUCUAAUAUUAGGACUGCUCAUUGUGUUUAUAACUAUUGUGUUUUGUGCAGCAGGAAUAGUUGUUCUUGUUCUGCACCGGCGCAGGAGAUGCAAAAAGAAGCAAGUGGAUGAACAAGUGAGGGACAGCAGCCCUGUUCACCUUCAGUACAGCAUGUAUGGGCAUAAGACCACACACCACACCACGGAGCGCCCAGCUGCCACUCUCUAUGAGCAACGAAUCGUCACCCCAAUGGUUCAGGUGUACCACAGCCCGUCCUUCAGCCCCAAGCACACCGAGCAGCAGCAGGAGGAGGGAAGUGAGAAUGAAGCUAAUGAUUCCAAAUACCUUCGCCGAAGUCUCCUGGAAAGAGAGAACAGUUCACCACUUACAGGUCCAAAUGUCAAAUACAAGGCUACAGAUCAAUCUGCUGAAUUUCUGUCUUUUCAGGAUGCUAGCUGCUUGUAUAGAAACAUUCUUGAAAAAGAGAGAGAGCUGCAGCAACUAGGGAUCACAGAAUACCUAAGAAAAAAUAUUGUCCAGCUCCAGCCUGACAUGGAAGUUCGUUAUCCUGGAACACAUGAAGAGUUGAAGCUUAUGGAGACACUCAUGUACUCCAGGCCAAGAAAGGUUUUUCUAGAACAAACUAAAAAUGAGUAUUUUGAGCUCAAGGCUAAUUUACAUGCUGAGCCUGACUAUUUGGAGGUCCUGGAGCAGCAAACGUGA
Agelaius phoeniceus (red-winged blackbird) is the source of this 2523-nucleotide messenger RNA. The record is from RefSeq and is a predicted model, not a curated record. Lineage: Eukaryota; Metazoa; Chordata; Aves; Passeriformes; Icteridae.